AUGCCCAUCCUACCCACCUCAAUCGAGGGCUUCUCGCCUCACGUAGACUCGAAUCCCGGACGAGCCAUCGAGGGUGGACAGUGGAAACCACAGUCAGCGCCGAGGACACACGCUCGACAUGGCAUGUCGUUUUUGUCUUGGAUGGCUCCUUUCCUGCCCGCUUGGCUCACCAAGCGGACAAAUAGCGAUACAAACCCAAACACAAACUCAAAUGAAAAGCAGCGACAGCGUACCCGGCCGACGGCAUACCUCGAUGGAUUGCGAGGGUUUGCCGCUCUCGUGGUCUACUGGGGACAUCAUGAACUCUGGGCCCACGAGGGCGCAGGCGUUGGAAAGGCCUUCGAGCUAGCCUACGGUUACGACAACAAGUACUAUUUCGCAUGCCUUCCGGGGGUUCGAACCAUCUUCGCCGGGGGUCAUUUUGCCGUCAGCGUCUUCUUCGUGCUGUCCGGGUACGUGCUCUCGAUGAAGCCACUGGGAUGCAUCCAGGAUGGCGACUACGCGGAGCUAGGUAAAAACCUUUCCUCGGCGGUGUUUCGCCGAUGGUUUCGUCUCUAUAUCCCGGUCAUUUGCACAACAUUUGGCUACCUGACCUUCUUGCAUUUGUUUAAGAUUCGCACGAUCCCAGAGCUUCAGGGAAGCUACCGCUCGGAGCUCUGGAGCUGGUACGCUGAAUUCAAGAAUUUCAGCUUCGUUCUGCGAACAGGCGGGGAGCCGUGGUUCACGUACAACUUCCAUGUUUGGUCGAUACCCGUCGAGUAUCGCGGCUCUCUGGUGGUUUACACCGCUGCGCUCGCUUUUGCAAGGUUUCGCCGCAACGCCCGGCUGAUCGGCGAGGUCGCGCUGGUCGGAUACCUUUUGUACAUUGCGGAUGGGGCGCACUUUGCCAUGUUUGUUGCUGGCAUGCUCCUCCGAGAUCUCGAUCUCCUCGCCAUGCGCAACGACUUGCCCGGCUUUUUCCGCCGCCUGGAGCCCUUCAAGUCCGUGAUGAUGACUGGACUCUUCUACGCGAGCCUCUACCUCGGCGGGGUCCCAUCGCAUACGGAUGAUUUGCAACAACUCCGGGACUCGACGGGGUGGUAUCUCUUAUCAUUCCUCAAGCCACAGGCCGUGUUCGACUACAAGUGGUUCUACCUGUUCUGGGCCGCGGUCUUCCUGGUCUCGUGCGCAUCGCACCUGCAGUGGCUCAAGGCGUUUUUUGCCGCCCCGGUCAACCAGUACCUGGGCCGCAUUUCAUUCGCCUUCUAUCUAGUCCACGGGCCGGUUCUGUGGACUCUGGGAGACCGGCUCUACGCUGCCGUGGGACUCGUGCGCGACACACAUGCCCACGAUUGUCCCUGGUGGAUCAAUCGGUUGCCCCUGCCGACCCUGGGUCCUUUCGGCCUUGAGCUCAACUUUCUCAUCCCGCAGCUGAUUCUGUUGCCCUUGACCCUCUGGCUUGCAGAGGUCACGACGAGACUCGUUGACGAGCCUGCUGUACGGUUCUCCCAACGGAUGUAUCAAGAGGCGCUGGCCGACAAAACUUGA
Aspergillus fumigatus Af293 is the source of this 1527-nucleotide messenger RNA. RefSeq names its product putative acyltransferase. Lineage: Eukaryota; Fungi; Ascomycota; Eurotiomycetes; Eurotiales; Aspergillaceae. Gene Ontology annotation, molecular function: acyltransferase activity, transferring groups other than amino-acyl groups. The record is from RefSeq and is a predicted model, not a curated record. Gene Ontology annotation, biological process: polysaccharide biosynthetic process. Gene Ontology annotation, cellular component: membrane.